CCUUUCGUUCCGUUGUGUACGCAAUCGUUGUAGUUUUGUACAAGGACUUGACGUCGAGUGCUAGUUUCUUGGCUUUCCUUCAUGUUCCUUGUAAUACGUUGGCAAAAUAUACCACUUUGAUUUAUUUUUAGACUCUACGUGGUCACGAAUAACUUUGUCUAUAUUGACGUCACAUGACACACGUCCUAACAGUAUACCAUAUUAAAUAUAACCGAGUUUACUGUACUUUGAUUUAUUUACGCAGACAAAAAAUGGACUCCGAAUAUGUCAAGACGCAUCUGGGCAAAUGUCUGGCCGAGGCCCUGGCUGAAGUGGUGGAGCAGCGUCCCAUUGAUCCCAUCCAGUUUUUAGCCCACUGGCUGUACAAAUACAACGCCAACGUCGAGUAUGAAGCAAAGAAACAGGCCCGGUUGGCGCUUGUGGAACAGGAGCGGGCCAAAGCUGCAGAGACGUCGGCGCCCCAGGAAGGGCCUGCUGCAAAACUCUCCGGAACGGGGCCCUCGGGACCAGGUGGUGCUGCAGUAGCCGCCGAGGAGCCUGUGAGGGAAACAGACGCACCCGAGCAGUCAGAAACCCAGCUGGGCACGGACCAACACCAAAGUGGAGCUCUGGGAGAUGAGCCUGAGGGGAAGACCACAGAUAACUUCACAACUCCAGAAUCCUCUGUGGAGACAGUUGUCUCUCCGCAACGGGACCCCGCCGAUGUGCCUGUAGUGGAGACCGAAGCGGGGAGACCCCAGCAGGGGACCAAGGGUGGCGUAGAAGAUGAGAAGGGGGACUUUGGCCCGGCUGAAACUGCUGAGCCGACCCACACCAAAGGCUCCGCCGUCAGCCAGGCUGAGCCUGAGCGGGUCCAUCGCCAGGAACGACCAGGCCAAACCAGUCCUGGUGACCCUGAAAGCCAAGAAACAGAGAAGGGCCAGCAGGACCAACACGUAACCCAGAUGGAACCCACGCAACCCGGGGCCUCCCAGAUGGAACCCACGCAACCCGGGGCCUCCCAGAUGGAACCCACGCAAACCGGGGCCUCCCAGAUGGAACCCACGCAAACCGGGGCCUCCCAGAUGGAACCCACGCAACCCGGGGCCUCCCAGAUGGAACCCACGCAAACCGGGGCCUCCCAGAUGGAACCCACGCAACCCGGGGCCUUCCAGAUUGAACCCACGCAAACCGGGGCCUCCCAGAUGGAACCCACGCAAACCGGGGCCUCCCAGAUGGAACCCACGCAACCCGGGGACUCCCAGAUGGAACCCAUGCAACCCGGGUCCUCCCAGAUGGAACCCACCCAACCCGGAGCCUCCCAGAUGGAACCCACGCAACCCGAGGUCUCCCAGAUGGAACCCACGCAACCCGGGGAUUCCCAGUUGGAACCCACGCAACCCGGGGAUUCCCAGUUGGAACCCACGCAACCCGGGGCCUCACAGAUGGAACCCACGCAACCCGGAGUCUCCCAGAUGGAACCCACGCAACCCGGAGUCUCCCAGAUGGAACCCACGCAACCGGGGGCCUCCCAGAUGGAAUCCCAGCAACCCGGGGCCUCCCAGAUGGAACCCACGCAUCACAGGGCCUCCCAGAUGGAACCCACGCAACACAGGGCCUCCCAGAUGGAACCCACGCAACCCGGGGUCUCCCAGAUGGAACCCACGCAACCCGGGGUCUCCCAGAUGGAACCCACGCAACCCGGGGCCUCCCAGAUGGAACCCAUGCAACCCGGGGCCCCCCAGAUGGAACCCACUCAACCUGGGGCCCCCCAGAUGGAACCCACACAGGCAGACUCUGUGCUGGCUGAGUCCACACAGGCUGAUACCUCAGCUGAGCUAGCCCAGGUUGAAUCCAUCCAGACCAAGACCGGCCAACCUGAGUCUGAGCAGGUGGAGUCCACGUACACAGAGUCCUCUCUAGGAGAACCGGUCCAGGUGGAAUCCACACAGAUGAAGACCACCCAACCUGUCCUUGAGCAGGUGGAGUCCAUGCCAGACGAGUCCAAGCCAGAUGAAUCUGCACAGGAAAAGUCCACACCAGAUGAUUCUGUGCCAUCUGAGUCCACACAGGACAAGGACUUCCUAGUUGAGCCGGCCCACGUGGAAUCCAUGCAGGUUGAGGCGCCCCAGCCCGAGUCUGCACAGGUAGAAUCUACACAAGCCGGGUCCAAUCCUGUUGAGUCCACACAGGCUGACUUAUCUCAAGCUGAAACCCCCCAGAUCCGACCCAGCCAGGUAGAGACCUCUCAGUCUGGGCGGACGGAGGCCACACCGGACGAAUACGCCUCUCAGCCGGAGUCUACCACAUUGGAGUCCACGCACGCCGAGUCUGCACCAAUGGAGUCCACACAGGAGUCCACGUUGGACAACGCCAUGCAAGCUCCUGUUGAGCAGGCCGAGUCUACGCAGAUGGAGUCUACACCGUCCCAGAACAUACAGGAUGGGUCUGUGGACUCGCAGGCCGAGUGUGCAGAAGUCCUGCCCGACGACAGUCUGGAGCCACAAAUAGCAAAAACUGAUGGGGAGACACCCAGUCCAAGUUCACCUCUGCAUCAAGACCAGGAAGAAGGUCUUGAGCUUGUCCAGGUUGGCCAUGUUUGUUACUAAGACCAUAUCAAAUGUAGAACGUCUUCACAGAAGAAGCUAUUGUAGCUGCAAAGGGGAGGGGGACAACCUUUCCAAUGUGAUGUCCUGCAUGUGUCAGGUACGUUUGAAGGUCGAUGUUGAGGUGUACAGGAGACAGUCGGGGACAGUGGCGGUUUGGAUCUUCUCAGCAGAUGAAUUUAGUGUUGAGGAAAAGGAAGACGCUCAAGCUCGUGGAGAAAAUGUCGAUGACCACCAUUUCUGUGUCUUUACAGGGAGAAGAUGGAAAAUGAUCACGGAGUUCGUGAAAGACUGAUCAGCUCUCCCAAGACUGUAAAUGUUUAUCUUUGCAGAUUUCCCGGUACUAAAUAAACUUUAAAUCCGUGUUAGAUUGUGAAGUUGUGAUCCACAAGACAAACUGUCUGUUGUCAUGACCUCAUCGUAGCAAUGAAUGCAUAUUAUCUCAAACAAAGCUAGCGAUUAAGCUAGCGGCUAAACUAGCGGCAAAGCUAGCGAUUAAGCUAGCGUCAAAGCUAGCGAUUAAGCUAGCGUCAAAGCUAGCGAUUAAGCUAGCGGCAAAGCUAGCGAUUAAGCUAGCGGCAAAACUAGCGAUUAAGCUAGCGGCAAAACUAGCGAUUAAGCUAGCGGCAAAGCUACCUCGUUGGGAGAGGGAGGCGCUGACUGAGAUCAAAUAUCAAAAUUACUGAAUUUUGAUGAAGCGAUGGCCAAUUUGAAAUUGACAAACCAAGUACAAAAGGUGUUUACUCACUUCACAUAAAGGAUAAACAGGAUCAGCCCCUCGUAGAUUUUCGUUGAUGUCGCAUUGAAAUUUACACGCAGAGAUUACUAUGUGUAUUUGUUUUUUAUCAUUUUGUUUUGUAGCUGUUCACCGAGGACUUAAAUAAAUAAAUUAAUUCAUGUCGUAAACAUUUGAUGUCAUGUAUUUUUUUACAUUCGUAAUUCUAUAGUCUACAUCUUUGUAUGUCUCGAAUCUAGAAUCUGAGGAAAAAAUCUGGGAAGCCACUCGGGA
This is a messenger RNA of Doryrhamphus excisus (bluestripe pipefish), 3594 nucleotides long. Lineage: Eukaryota; Metazoa; Chordata; Actinopteri; Syngnathiformes; Syngnathidae. The record is from RefSeq and is a predicted model, not a curated record.